UAAGCGAAGGCAGCGCGGGAACAUGGCUGGCAGCUGCGGGGCCGUGUUGCUGCCGUGUGGGAGGGGGGAAUGAGCUGAGCUGGAGGCUCGUUCAGCCAUGUUAGUUUCCCUUCUGCUGUUCACGAACGAUGCGAGAGGAGAGUCAUGGCCUUGUCAAUGAGCGGAGACGAUGAAGAAUAUGAGUCAGAGUCCGAGCAGCAGCGAGCGGUCAACCGGCCGAAGCCAAAGACGGGGACAACGUCGGCCGUCAAGCUGCCGUCCAACCGCAGCGCGUCGGGGGCCAGGCGCAGGAGGACGCGCUGCCGCAAGUGCGAAGCGUGUCUGCGCACAGAAUGCGGAGAAUGUCACUUCUGUAAGGACAUGAAGAAGUUCGGCGGGCCGGGGCGCAUGAAGCAGUCCUGCAUCAUGCGGCAGUGCAUCGCGCCCGUCCUGCCCCACACAGCUGUGUGUGUGGUGUGUAAAGAGGCGGGGAAGGAGGACACGCUUGAGGACGAAGAGGAGAAGUUCAACUUCAUGCUGAUGGAGUGCUCAAUCUGCAACGAGAUCGUCCACCCGAACUGCCUGAAGGUGAGCGACGCCUCAGGAGUGGUGAACGACGAGCUGCCUAACUGCUGGGAAUGUCCCAAGUGCAACCACGCUGGCAAAAGCGGAAAAGUAUUGAAGCAAAAAAGGGGCCCCGGGUUCAAGUACGCCUCCAACCUCCCCGGCUCUCUGCUGAGGGAGCAGAAGCCCACCAAGGAGGAGGGGGACCUGGCCUCCGCGGCCAAGAGGAAGCCGGAGCGCGACGAGACGCCCAGGUACCGGACCGAGGAGGCGCUCCUCCACCGACAGCCGCCGCUGCUCUCCCCCAGCGGCCUGCCGCGCCCCAGGCCCGAGGACAAGCUGAGGAAGAAGAGGAAGCUUUUUGACGACGAUGAGGAAGAGGACCUCUAUGUGAGGAAGAAGGACAAGUCGGACGACCCGUAUCUCUCUAAACUCCUCCCCCAAAUCAAGACAGAAAAGGAGGAGGAGGAUGAGGAGGAGGAGGGCGGAAGGGAGCAUCACUUUCGGAGCGGCGUCGACAGGAAAGGCCGCUUCGGGGAGACGGAGGAGGACGGGGAUUACAGGGACUCGUUGAACUCUUCCAUCAAAACGCCGCUGGGCGACAGCGACCACUCCCUCUGCAGCUCUCCCCAGGCCGGCCCCAGCAGCGAGGGCGGCAGCGAGACGCAGGAGAAAGGGCCCCGUCCCAAAGCCCGCCGCAAGCGCCGUCUGCCCAACAGAGAGCUCAGCCGGGAACUGAGCAAAGCGCUGAACCAGGAGAUCCAGAAGACGGAGGACUGCCUGGCCAACGAGAACCGGCAGCCUCUGAAGGCGGAGCCAGAGACCGAGAACGAGGAACCAAAGAAGCUCUUCCGCAACGGCAACGAACUCGGCGACCAGAGGGCUCACCUCAGGACCAAAGAGAUGAACGGCAACACCUGGGAUCUGCGGCACUUUUACCCCAGCCAGAUCACCCCCCUGGGCUUCAACCGGAGCACGCCGACCACGCGGCCGCUCCCCCCCCGCUCCCCGCCCAAGUGCGUGCAAAUGGAGCGGCACGUCAUCCGGCCGCCUCCCAUCAGCCCGCCCCCUGACAGGCUGCCCCUGAAAGACGGCAAAACGCACGUGCUGCAGCGCGAGGUCUGGAUGAAGAUAUUUGGCUACCUCCCACACAAGGAGCUGUGUGUCUGCAUGAGAAUCUGCAAGACCUGGAACCGAUGGUGUUGUGACAAGAGACUUUGGACGAACAUCGACCUGAAUCGCUGCACCUCCAUCACGCCGCUGAUGCUGAGCGGGAUCAUCCGCAGGCAGCCGGCUUCCCUGGACCUCAGCUGGACGAACAUUUCUAAAAAGCAGCUGAGCUGGCUCAUCAACAGAUUACCAGGUCUGCGAGUGUUAAAGCUGUCGGGUUGCUCCUGGGCGGCCGUCUCCGCGCUCUGCACCUCCAGCUGCCCCCUGCUGCGCACCCUGGACGUCCAGUGGGUGGAGGGACUCAAAGACCCACAGAUGAGGGACCUCCUUUCACCGCCCACCGACAACAGACCGGGUCAGCUGGACAACCGGUGCAAGCUGCGGAACGUGGAGGACCUGCGGCUGGCCGGGCUGGACAUCACGGACACAUCGCUGCGCCUCAUCAGCCGGCAGAUGCCUCUGCUGUCCAAGCUGGACCUGAGUUACUGCAACCAUAUCAACGACCAGUCGGUGAACCUGCUCACGGCGGCAGGAACCACCACCAGAGACUCCCUCACAGAAAUCAACCUAUCAGUUUGUAACAGAGUCACAGAUCAUUCAUUGAACUAUUUCAAGCGCUGCGGCAGCAUCUGUCAGAUCGACCUUCGCUUCUGCAAGCAAGUGACCAAGACGGCGUGCGAGCACUUCAUCGCAGAGAUGUCUGUGAGCGUCCCGUUCAAACUGAAAGAGGACAAGCUGCUGCAGAAGAUAAGCUAGCUUCCGACCGGACUAAACCCAACAUUUUCAGGCUGCACUUAAAUUGCACUUAGGUCUCUGAAUCACUGUUGUCUUGGAAUAAAGCGAGAGGAGGCUUUCCGGAGGUCGUUCUGCGUGAGGUGAUAUUCACUGGACAGAAAACGAUUGCAUGUAUUUCCCUUUUUUGUAUUUUUACUUUUUAUAAACACGUGGUUGUAUUUGAGUUAUCUUAUUGUUUUUUUGUUUUUUUUUUAAUUUUGAACAUAUUUUUGUACGAGCGAAAUUCCACCUCUGGAGUUAAAUAUCGUAGACUCUCUCUCUCUUUUUGUCAUAUUAAACAAAAC
Molecule: messenger RNA, 2792 nt
Organism: Fundulus heteroclitus (mummichog)
Lineage: Eukaryota; Metazoa; Chordata; Actinopteri; Cyprinodontiformes; Fundulidae
Gene: kdm2ba
Product: lysine (K)-specific demethylase 2Ba
Exons: 10
Coding region: 145-2469 (774 amino acids)
Biological process (GO): protein demethylation; regulation of transcription by RNA polymerase II
Molecular function (GO): protein binding; transcription coregulator activity; zinc ion binding
Source: RefSeq, a predicted model, not a curated record